GAAUCCAGCAGCGUCUCUCACAGUGAGUCCUCACAGACUGCAGCACUUCAGCACAGAGUCACUGUCACUGAGCUGUGAGGGAAACUCUACUGAGUGGAGAGUGAUGAAGGCUGAUGAAGAUGGUAAAGUGUCACCCUGUUCUUACUGGGGAGAAAUGACUGGAUCCACAUGCAGCACCAGCACUAGAGCGAGUAGUGGAGUGUACUGGUGUGAGUCUGAAACCCAGUACAGCAAUGCAGCCAACAUCACUAUAAACAGAGGUGAUGUCAUCCUGGUGAGUUCUGUCCGUCCUGUGACUGAGGGACAUUCGGUCUCUCUUGGCUGCAAGUUGAGGACAGAAGAACUUCUUCAUAAUGUGGAUUUCUAUAGAGAUGACAAAGUCCUCCCAAAUGCUGUCAGAGGGGAGCUGCUUAUCUCUGCAGUUACUAAGUCACAUGAAGGUUUUUAUAAAUGUAGAGGAAGGAAAUCACCUCAAGGUUUGGAGACUUUGACCUCAGCAGAGAGCUGGUUGUCAGUGACGUAUCCUGAAGAAGCAGCACCACGCUCUGUGUUUCCCGUGCUGUUGGUUGUUGGUCUGGUUUCUGGACUUUUACUGAUUCUUCUCCUGCUGCUGUUUCUGUGUCGCUACAGAAAGUCAAAAGCUUCAAGCCUCAGCAGGUCUCAGAGGACCAAUCAGAGCCCAGCUACAGACCACAUGAUCAACCAGGGGGAAACUGAGGACCGACAUUCCGCUUCUAUUCUUCAUGAUGAAUCCAGCCUCACAUAUUCUGUGGUUCAGCUCAAAAACCUUAAAAAGAAGAAGAAGCACGAUGAACCAGACGAGAGCCCCGUUUACUCCAAUGUGAGGAUUCCAUCAGCUGCAGAUGACAAUGUGACGUUUGUCCAGGUUCACCCCCCCACUGGAAAGAAGAAGAAUAAAGGAAAAUCCAGAUGUGUUGCAGAAGAGGAAUCUGUUUAUUCUCAAGUCAAACCAGGAACAUCUGAGCCAUGAUGCUUUCCCCCAGGGACACGAGAACCCUUCAUCUGAUGGAGACAUUUCAUCAUCUGCCCAAACAGUUUUAGGUUUUUCAGGGUUUUUCAUGUCCAGGGACACGGAUCAAAGUAAAGUGCUGUAUAUCUCCUGCUAAAAUGAAGCAUCAGCAAAUAGAGACUCAUCAAAAUGGGAGCUGGUGCUGCUGCUCUGUGGACACAUCUUUAUAGUCUUCUGAAUGCUACUCAAAUCUUUAUUUUAAAUGUUGCAUAUAGUCUAAAGUUGCAUAAAGCCUUCUGCUUGUACCCUUACAUCCCUCUGUAAUACUUGGUCCCAGUAAAAGUGGAUAAAUAGCAUUUCACAUGGAGUGGGUGUCCCUUUUAUGUCUAAGAUUGUAUUUUUUUCCACAUAUACUUACCGACGUCUCGUAACGUCACAAGAUAUUUAGAGUUGCAAAAGGAACGGGUCCAUUUCAAAGGGACGUUUGCAUUUAGCAACUGAUGGCUGUAAGAAAGCAUCAAAAGCUUUAAGAGUAAAUCAACAAACUCCUUUCAGCCUUUGUGAGGGAUUUAAGAAGAAGUGCAAACCCAGCGGUGGGAAGUAUAUUACAUGUAGUAAUGUUUA
Messenger RNA from Pungitius pungitius (ninespine stickleback), 1594 nucleotides. RefSeq lists its product as uncharacterized. NCBI's taxonomy places the organism in Eukaryota, Metazoa, Chordata, Actinopteri, Perciformes, Gasterosteidae. The record is from RefSeq and is a predicted model, not a curated record. The transcript is spliced from 10 exons. Gene Ontology annotation, cellular component: plasma membrane. Gene Ontology annotation, biological process: cell surface receptor signaling pathway. Bases 104 to 991 code for a protein of 295 amino acids. Gene Ontology annotation, molecular function: transmembrane signaling receptor activity.